Molecule: messenger RNA, 1676 nt
Organism: Mycena citricolor
Lineage: Eukaryota; Fungi; Basidiomycota; Agaricomycetes; Agaricales; Mycenaceae
Source: the annotation of a GenBank genome assembly
CAGCAUCAUUCAAGGUUGACCGUCAUGUGAAUCUCCAUUGCCAACAUAUGUAACGUUUGCUUCUCUUCUCGAGGCAAGUCACUUGCGAGUCAGCCCUAGUCUUCGCAAUGAUCAUCGCACAAAGCGCUAUACCGUGACUGCGUCACAAAGAACUCGCAGUGCCCCUUCACCCCUUCCCUCUCCCACACUCUCUACUCAGACCGCUGCGCAUCCUCUGAUGGCUUACUGCGAUCGCUGCGACCGCUACUUCCAGAGUCCGUACGCUCUUGAUCAGCACAGGGCGGACUCUGGCGCACAUAACAUCUGUGACGACUGCGAAAUCGAUUUCACCACAUGGAAUGGACUGGAACAGCACUACGUGCAGAGCCGACGGCACCACUACUGCCAGCGGUGCAAUGAGCACUUUGACGACGAGGACGAGUUGGAGGAGCAUUACGACGACUCACACUACUACUGUUCGCGCUGCCGGCGCUUCUUCCGGAACGAGCAGGGCCUCCACGAGCACUACCGGCAGUCCGACCAGCACCACUACUGCGUCCCGUGCCGCCGCCUCUUCUUGUCUGCAAGCAACCUCAUCUCGCAUCUCAACUCGUCCCGCCACCGCCCGAAAGACGUCAUGUGCCCCGGCAGAGGCUGCGGGCUGGGCUUUGUGUCGCGGUCCGCGGUUGUGCUGCACCUGGAGUCGGGGAAGUGCGCGUCUGGAAUGACGCGGGAGAAGAUCAAAGUGGUUGUGCGCCAAUACGACCGACAGAACCUCAUCACAGACCCUGCGCGCAUGAUCAAUGGCCCGGGCAUAUCGAGCCCGACGUACAUCGCGACGCCCCGGGCGUGGAACGGGACUGCGUAUGAGUGUUAUCUGUGCCACAGCACGUUCCGGACGCUGCCGGCGCUGAACGCGCACCUGGCGAGCCCCCGACACGAGGACAAGAUCUAUGUUUGCCCGCUGGCAAGCUGCCGGACCCAUUUCUCGACGCUGAGUGCGCUGUGUCAGCACAUCGAGAGCGAGCAGUGUGGGGUGCACAAGUUCCGCGCCGUGCAGGAAGGCAUGGAUGGGCUGGUUGGCAAGAUGAAGCGAUUGACUGUGUGAGGAGGAUGUUAAAGCACUUCUUCCCUUCCGCAAACACCCGUUGCCUAGACUUCUCCAAUCGCGGUCUCGUGAUCGAUCGACAUGCAUCACACAAACGCGCUUUCUCUCAUCUCGGCGGAUAUAUGUAUUCUGCUUUCCGUGACUGCAUACAAUGUACACACUGUAAACAUAUCGCGCCAUCCUCAUGAUCUCAAUACAGUUACUGUUUCUGACUUUCACCCCCCACUUGCUUUACGCAUUAUCAGUGGACAUUUCCACAUGCGACGGAAGCGAGGAUGGUCAAGUUCUGACACAAGAGCGGCCGUGGUAAUUACUGGAAUAGCACUAGGUUGACCCAGAGGGAAAAAAAAAUGUCUCUUCACAAAUCGUCUAUCUAUAAUUACGAUCAGUGGAAUCUGGAUAGAUCUGGAUACAGCGAUCAAUCACUAUAUCUGAUUGGGGACAAGAUAUUUAUGGCCGCUCCGUCAUCACAGGACAAUUACAGCACAGCAGGCAGUGUCAGUCAGUCUAAGCGUUUGCUAUGGCACGUUUCCCUCUCGGACUAAAAUAGCCCUCAAGCGCCGAUGAUCCGUGCUGACAGAUACUCAUC